AGUUACCGGAAGAUCGCACGGCAGGUCAGCACACCUGAUAGCGCACCAGCUGGUCUCGGUAGUCCGCAGGGUGGUAUUGGUGGUUUGCAGCAACAACAUCAACAACAAACGCAACAACCUUUGCACCAGGCAGAUCCCAUGCAGCAAACCAAGGACAAUCUCAAUCCCGCGGCGAACCAACAAACGGGCGCCCUUAGAAACGGCAACCCGCCACCACCUGUCGUCUCUAUGUCACCCGGAGUUGUGCCAUUUUACGGGGAUGGCGGCUCCGGUUUCCGUCCCGCGGCUGGAUUUGGAAAUACAGUUUGGCAUCAAGGACCGGUAGGCGCUGUGGCAGUCGAAACGACACCACCAACGUGGCCGCCUCAGCAAUUCAUUCAGCAGAUACCCGCGCCGAACCAGCUCGAUGAGUUGAGGUAUCACACUCAGUACAGCACCGCGGCGCCCUAUCAUCCUCAACCAGUUCCGUACCAACAACAGACGUUUAUAACGACGGAUCAGUCUGCAUUUCAACGGGCCGGAACGACAGGACAGUAUACCAUUACGGGACAACCUUCGCCACUGACUCCUGUCGGAGGACAAGCAGUGGUUCCGACGCCUACGAGGCAGUUGAAUGGACAAUUUGUAGACCCUUCGGCCACCGCUAACCAAUCAGUCUCUUACGAGCGACAAGACUAUGUGAAUGGCUAUCAACAACAAGACGUGACAAUGGCACCACCUCCAUCGACAACUCCGACGAGUCGCAGCAGCUCGGUGCACAUGGAUAGCCAGCAACAACAACAAGGAGGUCCGCAGCAGCCGCAACAACAGCAACAGCAGCAGCAGCAAACCACCGCGGACACGCAAGUAAAAGGAUUCGCGACGAUUGCUGCCACCAACGUGUCGGGAAACGAGAUGCCUGGGUAUCCACUUCAACCGGACCCACAGAGUUUACACAACUCUAACGGAUAUCCAGGCUACGUGGAAAUGGGUCAGCAAUCAGCGCAGAACCAAUGGCAAAUGGUUUCACAGCAACAACAGCAACAUCACCAGCAAACGCAAAUGCAACAGCAACAAUCGCUGGUUGAUAAUAGUUUACGACAUGUUUGGUCAAAUACAAGCGGAAAAAUGAGCAGCAGUGUUGGCAGCAAUAUGCAUUGGCAAGAAGGAGCGAUGCAACAGCCACAGAAGCUUCCACCGCAGCAGCAACAGCAAAAUAUGCAAGGUAACAUGAAGUCACAGGUGGAACAACAAACUACUCAAAUGCAGCCACAGGAACUGCCAAGACCAGCGAGUCACAUGAGCUGGGAGUCCGGAAGCGUGAAGGAACCGCAAACACCACAGUCGUGGUCCGAAUCCGACAACCAGCAACAACAAACUCAGGGAAACUGGUCGCAACAGAGUCCGAAACUCAGGGACCCGCAAAACUCGCGGUUGACGCCAUCCAAUCAACAACCGUCUCAACAUCAGACCUGGUUACAACAUUCUCCGAAGCUGUCAGACCAACACAGUAAUGCUCAACAAACUGCGAGGAUGACACCUUCUGGCCAGCGCAACUGGCAACAGAAUAGUCCGGAGAUGCAAGGAUCUCAGCAGAAUCCGAGAUUGACGCCUUCUGGACAGCAGAUGCAACAACAGCAGAUGCAACAACAGCAGAUGCAACAACAGCAGCAACAACAACAGCAGCAGCAGCAACAACAACAGCAGCAGCAACAACAACAACAACAACAAUGGCCACAGCAAACCAAGAUGGAGCAGAAUCCCAGACUUACGCCGUCCAAUCAAAUAUCGUGGCCCGACACGCCGACUAGUCAACCGAAUUGGUCACCAAAUAGCAUAAAAAGUGAUAAUAGUCAACAGCCGCAGCAACAAUGGCAGGAUUCGCAGCCCAGUCCUAGACGGACUCCAAGCCAUCAGUGGCAAAAUCAGCUGCAACAGGAAAAUAAAUUGGACAAUCAAAUGUCUUGGUCGCCUGUAAAUUCUGCAUCAGAAACUCAACCGACUUGGGGUCAACAGGCGACAAAGCAGGACAUGCAAAACUCAGGAGAGAGAAUUCCGUGGCAACAACAAGCAACAGUAGAUACUAGCAAACCGAACGGAUUCCCGGAGAAUCAAGAUAAUUCGGAAAGUAAUGUCUAUGCUCAAUCUAAUCGAGUGAAUCUCAAUAGCCGACUGAAAUCGAUGAUUUUGAACAAACAACAGCAGCAACAGCAACAGCAGCAGCAACAACAGCAGCAACAACAUCAGCAGCAAACUCAUCAACAUCAUCAGAUGCAAUCGCAACACGUUAACACAAAUAAUGGAUCCACUUCAGAAUAUUCAACGGACGAUCAAGUACGCGAUGCGCACGAAAAUAACGAAAAGAUGCAAGAGAAACGUACAGAUCAUUUUAUCAACCAGACAAACAUUAUUUCAAUGUCGCAACCUAAUGAAAAUUUGACCGGUAAUUUUUUAUCGCAUAGCCACCACCCUCGGGUAGAUAAUUUACCCGACGGUGGUGGCUUAUGGGAAUGGACGGAAGGAGAACAUAAUCACAAUGACAUCAGUAAUAAAGAUGACAAUUCCACGUUGCCGGAAAAUGGAAUGACAGCUUUUGACAAUUUUAUGAAGCUUACCGCUGAAAAUAAGAGUCAAUCAUGCGACAAAGACAAGCUUCAACAUUCCUGGGGGGUAGAAGGGAGAAGCAAUGAAGAUCAAGACAUCGAUGACAAGUCUUUCCAACAAAGAUUGUGUAUGGAUCAAAUUAAUGACACGUCUUUUGAAAGGUCCCAGAAAAUUCCGGAAAAUGAGGGAAUGAAAAAUGAUAAUCUGGAUUUUCUGAAGACAAAUGUUGCCAAUCAUACAUCUUCUCCAGAUAAAUGCAAUCCUGAUCGUGUGAUUAAACAGGAGAACACCGAAGAUCAGGCCAACGUAUCUCAUGAAGCGUCCAACAUCGUCAAGAGCGAAGAGAGUCAAGAGAUUACUCAAGAUUAUAAAUUUCGCGGCGACGGUGGUCCCGCUAAAGUUUCACCGGGAAUUGGUUCGUGGUGCUGUCGAAGAGGCGGGACAGAGCAGCCGACUGCCGAACAUCUAAGAGACGGCUGUUGUCAAGGUCUCCAAACCAAGGAUGAAAUAUUGGCCGAUUCCUCAGAUAAAACUGAGUUAAAGAACGAAGGACCGCAUAGUCCACAUACUCCAACCACGACUGUGACGACAAAGGUACAAGACCACUUGGACAAACUGAAGAACAAUGUCAGGACCGAAGUACCGGACUGCAACUGUUUCCCCGCCGACAAAUGUCCACCAGAGCCCGGUUCGUACUACACUCAUCUCGGGGCAGCUGCGAGCCUUCCUGAUCUUCGGAACGAUCUCGAACGAAGAACUGGCCUUAAGGGCGACGCAAUAAGAUUUGAAAAAGUCGUCUAUACCGGCAAGGAGGGCAAAACUACGCAAGGGUGUCCAAUGGCCAAGUGGAUCAUUCGACGAUCCGGCAUCGAUGAGAAAAUCUUAACUGUGGUGAAACAUCGUCAAGGUCACAAAUGUCCAACCGCCUGGAUCGUCGUAGCUAUGGUUGCCUGGGAAGGAGUACCGACUCACGAAGCGGAUCGCAUUUACACUCUCUUAAGUCAUAAGCUCAAUCGAUUUGGUCUUCCAACUACCAGACGAUGCGGUACCAAUGAACCGCGAACUUGUGCGUGUCAAGGACUCGAUCCCGAUACCUGUGGCGCCAGCUUUUCCUUUGGCUGCUCCUGGUCAAUGUACUAUAAUGGUUGCAAAUAUGCCAGAAGUAAAACCGUCCGAAAAUUUCGACUGUCUGUACGAUCGGAGGAACAAGAAGUUGAAGAGAGAAUGCAUGUUCUAGCGACGCUUUUGUCACCUUUGUAUCUUAGUCUUGCGCCAGAGGCUUUCAAUAAUCAAACUCAAUUUGAACGGGACGCGAGCGAAUGUCGUUUAGGAUUUAAACCAGGUCGACCCUUUUCCGGUGUUACAGCUUGCAUUGAUUUUUGUGCACACGCCCAUCGGGAUCUACACAACAUGAAUAACGGAUGUACCGUGGUAGUUUCUCUGACAAAACAUCGAACAUUAUCGAAAGCCGAAGAUGAACAAUUACAUGUGCUACCUCUUUACAUAAUGGACGACACAGACGAAUUCGGUUCAAAGGAAGGGCAAGAAAAGAAGAUUCGCUCUGGUGCUCUUGAAUUUUUAACUAAAUAUCCCUGCGAGGUUCGAGUUAGAUCAGUGCCUCUUCAGCCGUGUAGACGUCACGGUAAGAAAAGAAAAGAAGAUGAACCGGAUAUUCAGAUCAGCAAAAAGGAUGCAGUCAAAAUGGAAAAAAUGAUCGAUUCCGGGCGUUCGCCGGGACACGCAGACUCUUCUAAGCUUCAAUCGCAAUUAACACUGGAGAUGACGCCCAUGUUCGAAGGAAUUGACGCGCAGCUGCAAAGCUCUCAGGUAUCAUCUACGGUUUUAGACAGUCCGGUAUCUAUGUAUCAAGGAUGGGGAACAUACCAAGGUGAGCAACAGUGGAACCGAAACGGCUGGCUUGAACAGCGUAAAAGUAAUUGGUUGAAUCCAUGGGGAGAAUAUCCUUCAUUUGGUGAGAAAGACAAAGUGGACCCAGACAGUACCAGUUUGGAUGAUAUUAGACCUAGAAGUACCGUCUCUCAAGAGGAGCACAGACCAGGCUCGAGGAACCUACCUAAUUCUCCAAUGGAUUCGGCUAGAGGAUGUUACGGGAGUUCACCUAGAACUCAUUCCGUUUCGCCUCGUUCGCACGUAAGCAUAUCGGGAGAGAUAUCUUAUAGCCCAUCACCCAGAAGUUGUACCGCGACGCCUCAGGACCCAAAAAUGAUUCCGUUAAAAGGAUUAGAACAUUCAAGCAUGGAAAAUAAUUAUGAUCAUCAAAUGGCUUUUGGAAUUUACGCCGCUUCUGUCAACGGACAAAAUGAUUGUCCUUCGUCAAAAAUUGGCUCUUUCAAUCCAUCGCUUGGCAUGGAUACCACGCAUCGAAACAUUCCAUCCAAGAUAAAUCAGUCGCCAGUGAGGCCACAAGUUGAACAAACGUUUUCAAAUAGAGUGCAGCAUCUCUCUCCAUCGAAACAGAUGCAAUCAUCCAUAAAUUCUGGCUAUCAUAAUCAAUAUUACGACGGUAAUACGUCGAAUUUAUUCUCUUACACAGACAAUAGUAAUUAUAAAUCUAUGGAGACUCCGAACUCGAAUGUUUUGGGGCAUAAUUCGUUACAUUUGCCAGAACAGCGAAAUGACGCACAAUGCGCGAAUGAUCAGCGAAAAUCCAUUUAUUACGCGCAAAGACAAUCGGAAUCAAAGUCCUUCAAUCAUCCUUCAUCCCCAUCUUCCGAUCAAGUUUCUUGCCCACAGAAUUGGAAUACAGCGAAUUCAUGGUGUAAUCAAGUUAAAAAUUCACAACAAUUCGACCAGACAAGUGAUAAGAGAAUCUGGGUCUGCAAACAAACAAAGUCGGACCAUACCAAAACUGCUACUUGGGAAACAUCAUCUGAACCAUCACCAUUCCGAGUGCCAAAAGGAAGACCACCUUCGCGAACGAUAUCUAAUCAGAAUCCAUCUGCGGAGCCCAAUGCAUAUCCAAAUCCUUUGGCUAGAACAUUUUUAAAACCGCCGGAAUCAAAGCCUGUUUUCGCUCCGAAUAGUAACAUGAUUCAAAAUGGAUGUGUAUCGAAUCAAUUGAGGGAUAAUUGCAUGGACGAUAAAUUGCGAGAAGGAUUUUAUGAUAAUAAGCAAGAAGUGUCUAAUUCUAAUCCAAAUUCUCUCGCAUGGUCCGAAGAGAUAAAACAAGAUUUUCACACUGUGCCCGGUUUAAGUCACCACACGUUUCCUCAAUAUGGAUAUCCCACCUAUCCAGUGUUCGAAAAACCUUAUGCGAAUUCAUGGGAAGGUUACAACUAUAAUCAUCAUCAAUCAUAUCAGACCCCGGAGCAAUUCUAUCAGCAACCAAAACGCGAAGGUUGCUUCUCGUCGCAAUAUCCGUAUCAGGGCCUGAAUCCACCGUAUCAAGGUUUGAAUUCCGGUUGGACGAGAUGGGACACGCCGCGAUGGGAUAUUUACGGACCGCCGUCUUAUUUUCCUGUCCUGCCAGAGCCUCCUCCAAAGGCGGAGCCACUCGGCGAAAUAGCAGACUAUUCCGAGAACGAGGAAUGCUUCAAAGAUCCGCAAAUGGGUGGUGUCGCGAUCGCUCUGAGCCACGGUAGCGUACUCUUCGAGUGCGCGAAACACGAAAUGCACGCCACCACCGCACUGAAGAAACCCAAUCGUCUCAAUCCGACUAGGAUCAGCUUGGUGUUCUAUCAGCAUCGCAAUUUAAACAGACCCAAGCAUGGUUGGGACGAAUGGGAGGAAAAGAUGCGAUUGCGAAAAUUAGGUAUCACAACAUCGACCAGUAAUACGUCCACAUCAACGACCAAUCCAUCGACUCUAACCACCACGACGAGUCCUAAUACAACAAACGAGAAAACGAUACCACUUCCACCACUUUCGCACAUUCCAAAUGUUCCCAGUUCACAGUUCAUGAUGAGAUCACCUACUUAUACCACGAUGACUUGGACAACGCUCUUCCCGAUGCAUCCCUGUAUGAUAACUGGACCAUACCAAGAAGGUGGUGCGAUUGGAUGAGUCGAAGUCGGACGGUACAGUUUUGAUCGUCGAUGACCGAAACCUGUACCGAAAUAUUCCAUCAAAAAUCGAAUCGACUAAAGGAUUCGAGAGACAAGAUUCCGAAGAAGAAUUGCGAUAAAUCCGUUUGAGGAUGAAAUGACGAGGCGGCGAUUUUACCAUGAGAGGCUUUAUAUUGUUAUUAUCGUUAUAGUUAGUUAUUCCGAAAACGAGAAACACACACUUUGCACUGCCAUUUUUCUAUUUCGAGUUUUACGCAAGAUUUAAACAUAGCCACAAAAACGUGCUUGAAGAAAGCCUCGCCGGGACUACACCAUCCUUUGUCGGGGCUCGCGUUUUAUACUGACUUUUUACUGAGUUGAACUCGAAAAAGACUCGUAAUCGAGGCAGAAGCUGCAAAAUCGAAACAAUGGUAAUAAUCGAGGCUAUUGACGUAUCAGGAAAGCUCCGAUAAAAGCUGCGCCUUGCGAAGACUUUGAUACGAAGAUUUUCGUAUUCUGACCCUGUACACUUUAAGUAAUAUCGCUACGUAUAACGGUUUCGUGUUGGUAGAAUUGUAAUCUUACUAGCUAGUCGAAGUCUAGAUGAUGAAUCACGCGAUAUCACACGUACACGUAAAAGCACACAUUGAACGUAUAUGCACACCAAGACACCCAAGAAAACUUGCACGAUGUGAUCUCAGAAUUAUCGUACCUUUCCAAGACUUCGUAAGAAA
Messenger RNA from Monomorium pharaonis (pharaoh ant), 7321 nucleotides. RefSeq names its product DNA N6-methyl adenine demethylase. Gene Ontology annotation, biological process: oxidative demethylation; positive regulation of transcription by RNA polymerase II. Gene Ontology annotation, molecular function: DNA 5-methylcytosine dioxygenase activity; zinc ion binding; DNA binding. Lineage: Eukaryota; Metazoa; Arthropoda; Insecta; Hymenoptera; Formicidae. The record is from RefSeq and is a predicted model, not a curated record. Gene Ontology annotation, cellular component: nucleus.